CGUCACCUAAAAACACAUGGUAUCAUAACCUCCAAAUGAGCACGCGUUACUGUUGUUAAACACGCUACUCGAGGAAGAAAGUUACGGCAAGUUCUCAUAACAAUCGACGAGGAAUACAAGUUUGAGUGACAAAAAUGUUGCGAAGACAAGCGCGAUUACGUCGAGAGUACCUCUACAGAAAAUCCGUGCAAGAAAAGGUGCAAGGUAUCCAAGAGAAGAAGGACAAGCUGAAGCACAGCUUGGAGGAAAAUGUCCCGAUCCACCCGGACCUGAGGAAAAGCGCGUUGCACGUGCAGAGGAAGAUCGAAUGGGAGGACGCCGGGCCGGAGAUGGCGAUGGCCAUGGGCACGGAGAUGGGCGGUGCCGUGGUCAAUCACGAGGACGACGAGUAUCGCUGGGCCGGCGUGGAGGACCCGAAGAUCGUCAUCACGACGUCGCGCGACCCGAGCUCCCGCCUGAAGAUGUUCGUGAAGGAGCUGCGUCUGAUAUUCCCGAACUCGCAGCGGAUGAAUCGCGGUAACUACGAGAUGAAGCAGCUGAUCCACGCCUGCCGAGCCAACGACGUCACGGACUUCAUCAUCGUGCACGAGCAUCGUGGCGUCCCCGACGCCCUGGUGAUAUGUCAUCUGCCCUACGGACCAACGGCUUACUUUACGUUAUCCGGUGUCGUAAUGCGACACGAUAUACCUGACAUUGGCACAAUGUCGGAGCAAUAUCCACAUCUAAUCUUUCAUAAUUUCAAGACGAAAUUAGGAGAGAGAACAAUGAACAUAUUGAAGUACCUGUUUCCCGUGCCAAAAGAGGAUAGCAAGAGGGUGAUUAGUUUUGCCAAUCACGACGACUUCAUAUCCUUCCGGCAUCACGUGUACAAGAAGGCUCGAGGAAAGGAGAUCGAAUUGACAGAGGUUGGACCACGCUUUCAAAUGAAGUUAUACGAGAUCAAAUUAGGAACUCUGGAUGCUGAAUCAGCCGCUGACACGGAAUGGGCCUUGAGGCCUUAUAUGAAUACAACUCAUAAGAGGAGAUUUCUGUCUGACGAUGAUGGGUGGCAGCAAGAAGACAAUAUUUAAUUUAAUUUAAUUCUGAUAUGCCUAAUGCCUUUGUAUAUAUAUCAAUCGUUUUAUUUUGAUAAAUUUUCUAAAGCCACAUUAAUAUCUCUAAAUUAAUACAUUCCUGUCUGUACAUAUAAUAUUAUGUAUACAUAUAUAAAAUGUAUAUAAUGUGCAUCAAGUAUUCCUUGAAGGAGUGUAGAAAAUAAUAGGCAAUAUAUAAAAUUAUAGAUGAUUAAAAUUACUAUUUCAGUAUCAUUUGAUAAGCAAUGAUAUAAAAUA
Molecule: messenger RNA, 1331 nt
Organism: Temnothorax curvispinosus
Lineage: Eukaryota; Metazoa; Arthropoda; Insecta; Hymenoptera; Formicidae
Product: U3 small nucleolar ribonucleoprotein protein IMP4
Exons: 1
Coding region: 135-1070 (311 amino acids)
Biological process (GO): rRNA processing
Cellular component (GO): Mpp10 complex; nucleolus; small-subunit processome
Molecular function (GO): snoRNA binding; rRNA primary transcript binding
Source: RefSeq, a predicted model, not a curated record